CAUCCGCCACACACUUUUUUUUCUCUCUCCGCGUACUUGGGGGAAAUAUACAGCGGGGGCAAGUGAUCGGACUGGAUAUGUGCUGCGAUUUCGAACGAUGGAUCCAAUUCUGCUUCUUCGCCUGUGGCGCUGAUCCUCCACUUCUGCCUGCACACUUCUGAGCCCUUCUCCGGAGCCGUCUGCUCGUCCUGUAUUCUGGGGAGCCGUCGAGUCCUCUGAUCCCAGUUUGGAUGUUUAUUGAUGACUAUUUUUGAAUCCCUCGUCCAAAUGACUGAGCUCGGGUGCAGCCGGAGACGUGGCUCCCCACUCGGGAAGACUUACGGCUAAAGUUUGAAGGGUGCGGGGGUUGCUUUGGGCUGUCCGUCUCCCACAGUGCACCGGAUUUUGCAAUUACCCAGAAAUUGCAAUAAACAGCGGAUAUCCUAUCUGUCUCCGCGCACGCACGGAUUCAUUCGACUUGGAUUUAUACAGCUUCUGGAUUUCAGCCCCGUCUAAAUCAUGAAGACCGUUAUUAUUGAUGGGGGGCGACUCCUGUUUCUGGUGAUGUGGCUGAACCUUGUGCCUCAAACUGACAGCUGCCCUGCCAAGUGUGUGUGCUACAGUGAGCCCAGGCCCACUGUGGCCUGCCAACAACAAGGACUGUUUUCCAUCCCUACUGAGAUCCCUGUGCGGAGCCAGCGGAUAUUCCUCCAGGCCAACAAGCUCACGGUGGUGAGGUCCACCAGCUUCAGCUCUUGCCACAAUCUCACUGUUCUCUGGCUCUACUCAAACAACAUUAGCUACAUUGAAGCUGGAGCCUUCUAUGGCUUGGAAAAACUGGAGGAACUGGACAUUGGAGACAACAGCAACCUCCGCACCAUCAGCCCUACAGCCUUCCGGGGCUUAACUAAGCUGCACACCCUCCACCUGCACAGGUGCGGUCUGUCAGAGCUCCCAAUUGGGGUUUUCCGAGGAAUGUUCUCCCUACAGUACCUUUACCUGCAGGACAAUAACAUACUCACCCUGCAUGACGACACUUUUCUGGACCUUGCCAACCUCACCUAUCUCUACCUUCACAAUAACAAGAUCAAGAUAGUAACGGACAACAUGUUUCGAGGCUUAAUCAGUCUGGACCGGCUACUGCUACACGAGAACCGGGUUAUCUAUGUCCAACCCAGGGCUUUUAGUGAUCUUGGUAAGCUGAAAUCCCUGUUCUUGUUCUUCAACAAUCUUACUGUGUUGUCAGGGGAGACCAUGGACCCGCUGGUGUCCCUCCAGUAUUUACGUUUAAAUGGUAACCAGUGGAUCUGUGACUGCCGGGCGAGGACCUUGUGGGACUGGUUCAAACGUUUCAAAGGUUCCAGCUCUGAAUUGGAGUGCAAUGUUCCUGAUUUCCUGGCAGGAAAGGACCUGAAACGUCUUAAGAGCGAAGACUUGGAGGGAUGUGUCGAAACACCUCAAAUCCAGACCAAUCUCUUCAGUUCCAAGGCACAGUCUGGGAAAUUCCCUUCCACCGAAAAUCCCUUGGGGGACACCAUCCCUAGGUGUUGCCUUGGAGAUAACGAUAAGUCCUCUAUCCUGUCUGGCAAGAGCCGCCAAAUCACUAACAACCCCCUUAAAGAAAAGGAGAACAUGUCCAAGACUAAAUUUAAGGAGCCGGAACGAACAAAAAACGAGACCCAGAACAAGCAAAAUGAUGGACCACUGGGAACCUUGUCCAACACCCUGGACAAGUCUUUGGAAAAUCUAAACCCUGACCUCAUAGACAAUCUGGAAUCAUCUACAGCGUCAAACAAAAAGAAAAAGAAGUGUUCCAAAAAGCCCAAAUCAGACGCCCACUGCAUCAAAGGCCGGGGUUCUACUUUGCGAGUGCUUCGCUCUCUCUUCAUUCCCAUGAUCUGGAUAUCUCUAGCCAUGUCUUAGGACUCCUGAUCUCACUCUGAAUACAGGACUCAAGAUUGCUGAUGCUCAUGACAAUGAUACAGAAGAUGCAGUGACAUCUACAACAGGCAGUGACUGAAAAGCGAGGAGUCUCACUGACCCAUCGAGGGUGAGGACAAACAAUAAUGAAGACGUUAGAGUACUUUUAUCAAAAUGGAUGCCUUUACAGAACACUACAGAUUUAAUGUAUAUAAUGAAUUGGUGCCCAAAAUUGUUUGUUCUCUAUGUACUUAACUGUACUCUGUCUAAGCUACACUUCUGAGAUUCCUCCCAUUUUCCCUCCCAAAGCUUUUACUGCUUAGACAGACCACCAGAAGACUAAAAAAAAAAGAAAAGACAAAAACAAAAAAACAAAUAUAGGAAAUCAGAGACAGAACGCACACAAAGAAUGUUGGGUCCGUUUAAUGAGGAUAAACGAUCUCCCCCUAUUAUUUAUUCAAAGUGAUGCAUUUGUUGGGUAAUGUUAUGUUUUUUUUAUGUUUAUAAAAACAAAUGUUUUAUCUCCCCCAGUUUCAGUUCUAUUUUCAUGACAGAAAGGGUAUAUGGGUAGCAUUUACCAAAAAGAAUGCUGUCGGUUUGUUUAUGAAAAUUGC
Molecule: messenger RNA, 2513 nt
Organism: Xiphias gladius (swordfish)
Lineage: Eukaryota; Metazoa; Chordata; Actinopteri; Istiophoriformes; Xiphiidae
Gene: rtn4r
Product: reticulon 4 receptor
Exons: 2
Coding region: 499-1902 (467 amino acids)
Cellular component (GO): plasma membrane
Molecular function (GO): protein binding
Source: RefSeq, a predicted model, not a curated record